This is a messenger RNA of Nicrophorus vespilloides, 988 nucleotides long. RefSeq names its product neuromedin-U receptor 2-like. The transcript is spliced from 2 exons. The record is from RefSeq and is a predicted model, not a curated record. Lineage: Eukaryota; Metazoa; Arthropoda; Insecta; Coleoptera; Silphidae. The annotation marks the transcript as partial. Gene Ontology annotation, biological process: neuropeptide signaling pathway. Gene Ontology annotation, molecular function: neuropeptide receptor activity. Gene Ontology annotation, cellular component: plasma membrane.
AGCGCGCGCGCUCCUCCAGUUUUCGGAAACCCAUCGCAUCAGCAGAACCAGCAGCAGUCAUCACCGGGAAGCAGAGGAAGAAAAAAGUGUAUAGUGCAGUGAUGGUGUCUGAGUAGGAACCAGCAGUCGCGCGAUGAGGGUGGUUAAUGUAUCGGAGGAAGUGCUGGAGAACGUCACCUCUUUGAACACGAUGUCAAUGGACAACGUCUCCUUGGUCUCGAAUUUCACCGGCGACGAUGAAGCGGUCCUCUACCCCAUAGAAUGGGUCAUCCCCGUGACGGCUAUAUACGCGGUGAUCUUCGUGUCCGGGCUCAUCGGGAACGUUAGCACCUGUGUUGUGAUCAAGAGGAACAUGAGUCUUCACACCGUCACCAACUACUACCUCUUCAGCAUCGCCAUUUCCGACCUUCUCCUACUCAUCUCCGGGUUACCGCCGGAGAUGUACAGACUCUGGUCACCAGCAACUUACGUCUUCGGCGAAACUCUGUGCGUUCUGCAGGGUUUCGCCGCUGAGACAUCCGCCAAUGCUACCGUUCUCACGAUCACGGCCUUCACCGUCGAGCGAUACAUUGCGAUAUGCCAUCCGUUCCUCUCGCACACCAUGUCCAAUCUCUCCAGAGCCAUCAAGUUCAUCAUCACAAUUUGGAUAAUAUCGUUGUGCCUUGCAGCGCCGCAAGCCAUCCUCUUCGGCGUCGAAUACGAGUUCAGGAACGGUGUUGAAUACAGCCGUUGCACCGUCGUCUCCAAGGACUUCUUCCAAUACUCCUUUCUCAUCUCCACGCUCAUCUUCUUCGUCCUCCCGAUGACCAUCAUCACCUUCCUCUACAUCCUAAUCGGCAUCAAACUCAGCAAAUCGCGGAUGAUCGCAACCGCAAAACGCUCUUCGCUCAGCAGCAACAGCGACGGCAUUUCCAGAACCUCGAGAGCCGCAACAGCUCAAAAGAGAGUCAUCAAAAUGCUAGUGAUUGUUACUAAUAUUUAUUUGUGU